UAGUCCGCGGUUUUAUCUCACACAAUACGACGCAUUAUUGCUUUCUCUUGUUUCUACUUUUUCCCGUUUCAUUGAAAUCUCUGAUUAGGGUUAUCGUUGUCUUGGUAACAAAAGUGACAAUGUCAGCCUCCAAGAAAAUCACGCUGAAAUCGUCAGACGGCGAGACGUUCGACGUGGAGGAAGCGGUGGCGGUGGAAUCUCAAACUAUCAAACACAUCAUCGACGAUGACUGCGCCGACAGCGUCAUCCCUAUACCUAAUGUCACCGGCAAGAUUCUUUCCAAGGUUAUCGAGUAUUGCAAGAAACACGUCGCCGACGCUGCUUUCAAGGACAAUGAUAAUAAGGACUCUGAUGAUGCUCUCAAAUCUUGGGAUGCCGAUUUUGUCAGAGUUGACCAAAAUACCCUCUUUGAUCUCAUUCUGGCUGCCAACUAUCUAAAUGUGAAGGGGUUGCUAGAUUUGACAUGUCAAACAGUGGCUGAUAUGAUCAAAGGGAAGACACCAGAGGAGAUUCGCAAGACAUUCAAUAUUAAGAAUGAUUUCACCCCUGAAGAGGAAGAGGAGGUUCGUAGGGAGAACCAAUGGGCAUUUGAGUAAUAUGCUUUUCAUCAAAUGUCUAUAUGAUGGUUGAUGAUAAUAGUUGUUCAUAUAAGAAGAUUGUAGGAUUUUAUGCUUUUUUUCUUUUGUUCUGAAACACUCAUUUGGUGAAGGUAUUUCCUGUUGCUCUCUUUGUUCUUUUAUGCCUAUACGAGACGAUAGAAAUCUUCAUAUUUAGAUAGGAUUGCUGGUUUUUGCCCUCAAACUAAAUUUAAUUGAGAGGAUUAUUUCAAAUUGCAA
Ricinus communis (castor bean) is the source of this 836-nucleotide messenger RNA. Its product is annotated as SKP1-like protein 1B. The record is from RefSeq and is a predicted model, not a curated record. The coding region runs from base 120 to 596 and encodes 158 amino acids. Gene Ontology annotation, cellular component: cytoplasm; nucleus. Gene Ontology annotation, molecular function: cullin family protein binding. The transcript is spliced from 2 exons. NCBI's taxonomy places the organism in Eukaryota, Viridiplantae, Streptophyta, Magnoliopsida, Malpighiales, Euphorbiaceae. Gene Ontology annotation, biological process: SCF-dependent proteasomal ubiquitin-dependent protein catabolic process.